Molecule: messenger RNA, 3903 nt
Organism: Priapulus caudatus
Lineage: Eukaryota; Metazoa; Priapulida; Priapulimorpha; Priapulimorphida; Priapulidae
Product: extracellular tyrosine-protein kinase PKDCC-like
Exons: 5
Coding region: 370-1902 (510 amino acids)
Biological process (GO): protein phosphorylation
Molecular function (GO): non-membrane spanning protein tyrosine kinase activity; ATP binding
Source: RefSeq, a predicted model, not a curated record
UGAUGGGAUCGACCUUUGUCCGUGAGUGCCCAGCUCGCUAUCAGAAAAGUUGAUAUACGCGUACGCUUCACUGAUCAUGUCAGCUAUGAAUGCAGCUGCAUGGUAUACCAGCAUGGAGGCUGCUACUACACACUGAAAAGCACGCGGAACAACUUUCUUGAUGUGACACCGGGACUAUUCACGCCACUGCGCAGGCUCUGCGCGUAGGCAGCGUAGGCAGCGUAGGCAGCGUAGGGUAGCUGUACGUAGCUGAUGCAAAACAGAGGCAAACAGUAGCUCAUUGCGUGGAGAUGCAAUUUCAGCUGUACAGUUGUGGUGUAUGAGCGAUAUGUUACUAACGGAUACAUUGGACGAGCAUCACAAUCUCUGAUGUCAUACCGGCGUGGAAUUCACUCGGUUCCAUUGUCCUGCUUACUCGGAGGACUAUCUGUCGUGUUCCUUCUGGGGAACAUCUACCUCCUGAAGUCGGUGUUGGAUAGCAGGCACACCCAAUACGACAGUGUUUUGAAUGAACGCGAUCAGCGGACGAACAUAAUGAAACAGUCACUAGACGUUCGACUGAGUCAGCGGGCGGACAUUUUUUAUUUGGCUGGAAGCGAAUGGCGUCUACGCGAUCACGUCAGCUAUUUUGCUGACCACGAAGCGAAGCUUAGGCGGCUAAUGGACGACACGAACGACUCUCAUACUAGCCGCGUUUACGUGCCUUUCCGCCAUUUAAGAAACAUUUCACUUGCCAGUAUUAUAGAUCUGCCACACGCUCUUCGCUCGAAUCUAAAGUUAGAUUUGAAAUGCGAUGAUAUCGGAGACAUCACUGACAUGUCGUUUAUUGCUGCUGGCUGGACGAAAGCUGUCUAUCGCGGCAAUCAUAACGGUAGAGCAGUGGCGGUCAAGAUCGUGGACUUCGGCGGUCAUGAUAUAGUGACAUGUCAGCAGGAGAUGCACGAAUCACUAGAAGAGUGUUACGGAAAAUCAGCUGCUAAGAUUAUUAAGGAGAUUGCUCUACUACGCAGCCUGAUUCACACAAAUAUUCUAAAGGUUUACGGAUACUGCAUCCCAAACAAUAUUUUUACAAAUUGGCCCAAUGUGCAAGGCGUUGCCAUGGUAACAGAGCUUGGGGAGCCAGUGGACAUCAUUAAGUUGCUGCAGAUGUCAUGGGAGGAUAGACUGCGGGUGGCGCUCGGCAUGGCACGUAUCUUAGUCAAGCUUGCGCACUCAUCUCAUGGCUCGUUAGCGAUGAACGACUUCCGACGGCAGCAGUUUGUGCUCGUUGACGGUGUACUGAAGCUGGCCGACGUCGACGAUGUGACGGCGGGGGAACCGACAUGCAACGAGGAAGCUGACUGCCUACAGCGACACCCGGAUACGAACCUCACACUCGGUGGCAAAUGCAUCAAUCACUGCUGCUCCGAGUUCAAUGAGCGGAGGAACAUCAUGAACGGCGGACGACAGUUCGUCUCGUUUUUCUUGGAACACGGCGUGCCAAGGUCACUGUUGCCACUAGUCAUGAAGUUGAGCUCGAUUUACACGAACGUGACGGGCAACACACGGCAGCUGUCAGAGGUUACUGAGACAUUGGCUCACAUGUACAUCAACGGGUCAUACUUGGAUUAUUCUACUCUCAAAAAGCAUAGGACGUUGUAUAAAGUUAUUCACGAUGCGGAUCUACCGGGAAUGUUUGACUAUCGAUGCCAGCUGACACUAUCAGCUAAUGGAUGCAGUUUCUCUGUUUUUAACGUACGAGAAGCUGAGGAGGUGUGUUCCGCUGACACAUACUGUAAGGCAUUCAUCUUGGCAAAAGAGAAAACAUGGACAGGAAGAACAAUUGUCCACUUAAAGAACAACUUCACAACACCAGUGAGAACGACGGGAUCACUGAUAUAUGUCAAGCCUCAGCCAGGUUGAUACUGAUAGCCUUCAGCCAGGGAACAUAUAGCAAGAUUACAGAGAUGUCUUCCAUAAAAUGCCUCUCCAGCACUAGAAGAUCACAGCAGCAACUGCUCCGUGAAGUGACUCGAUCCACAUCGGCAGCGAGCACUGAGAUAAUAUGCUAGUGUACCAUGCCAUCAUGCAUCAUACUAGCUCCACAGUAUCCCAUUCAAUCAAGCUAUUAUGUCAGCUUGCUAGUAUAUCAUGUCAUCAUGCACGCAAUAGGCCCACUUGACAGUGUGCCGUACUAGCCACACGUUAACGUUCUGUCAUGAAAUAUGCCAGCUAGACAGUAUUCAAUGCUACCCAGUUGCAUGAUGGCAUGCCAUUUGAACGACUGCCAUCACCUGUCAGCCUGACAGGUGACACGUUGUGAAGUCUGUGAGUGUCCUAUGCUGUCAGAUGACAUGUCAGCAUGAGCCAUGUGCCUUUAUAUAUCGCCACAUGACAGAUGUUAUAGCAUAUGUUAGUGGCCUCACGCGCCUUUCUGCACGCGUCAGCAUUCUAGUGGCCAUGCUGUCAUGCAACAUGACAGCUUCCCCGCAUACGUUACCAUAGAGCAUGCAGCAUGUACCCAGCUUGCCCAUUUUCCAUGCUGCCCAACAUUCCAGCUGGCCAGUAUUCCAUGCCAUCCAGCUACACGACAGCUUGCCAUUGUCCAGUGCCACGUGCCUGUAUGUCAUGCAGUACGUGUGCCGGUGUUCUAUACCAUCGUAUGACAUGCCAACAUGCCCGUGUUCCAUGCAAUCAUGCGGCGUACUAGCUUAGCAGUGUGCCAUAUGCCGUGAUACGUGAUAAUCAGAACCAACAUGUUUCUACAUUAUAUCAUUGAUUCUCGUGUAAUGUUGCCCCGGUGAGCAUUCUUUUGUAAUAUCGUAAUACCCCGCGUUAAUUAUGAUAACUCGGGUUACAUAAAUUCGUUCAUACAUGACUAUAAUUAUAGUAGAUUCUGACCACUAUAUAUUCGGUAUACAACAGUUCGCCUAUACAUAGUUUGUAAGUUAUGAUCACUAAACUCGGGAUACGAAACGGAAAUUCACUCAUAACUUCUUGGUCUAGAGCCGGAAGCACCAAAACAUCACAAUGAUAGUCAUAUAUGACCGCGAACCAGUUGAUAAUAGCCGCAUUUCCUCUCCGUCCCAGUAAUUUUUCUUUUCAGCUUCCUUAAUUUCUCCCUCAGUAUUAUCGUGGUACGUACUGUAUUAUACUUUAUUAUGAAAUAAUAAUUAAAUGUAUGCGUUUAUAAUUUGUACUUGGAUUCAUAAUUGUCAGUUCAGUGCUUCUGUUCGCUAAGCGAUUUUCUGUAAGAUCACAUCUCCCGUAUAUUAUAAUGGAAGCCAGCAUGAAAACCUGAUUUACGUUACAAAAUUUCGCACGACAUACGGUUUUACGUACUUACGUAAUGCAAGGCACUAUACUGCAUAUAAUGCUGACAAGAUUUGUUGGUGAGUUUGUGGUUGUUCAGUUCUUAUAGUGAAUAUAUAUAUAUGCUGUUUGCUGUCACCGUACGUGGCACGUACCAUGGCGCUGUACUACGUUAUGAGAAUGACCUCUAGUGCUGCAUGCGUGGUGGCCCAAAUGGCCAUUAUAAAGUCUUCACGAAAGGCUGGGGAGAUUAUUAUCACCAACUCUUGUGUUUUUUCUCUGGUGGCCCGGGGUAUUAUAACCGGUGAUCGUUAUGAUAGCUACAUCUGAGCCACCAUACUGCAGCGCCUUAAUUGGCACAGAGUAAAAGUGAUACGUACUCUGCAAGAGGUUCCUUUUGCCACACUGCCUAUCUUCCCAUCACAUGACAACAAUCCUACGCUUUUGUAUAUAAAUGUUUUAGAUGCCUGUCUUGAUGUGUUGCUAUGAAACGGGAAUCAGUUGUACUUCAUUGCCUCUAUGCAGAGAUGGCGCUGUGUUCAUGGAUUUCUGUAGCUAGUCAUUUGUAUAGAUUUACGAUAAUAAAACAAACUAUGUAUAUUCUUAUAAAGA